Messenger RNA from Didymodactylos carnosus, 4005 nucleotides. Lineage: Eukaryota; Metazoa; Rotifera; Eurotatoria; Philodinida; Philodinidae. The record is from the annotation of a GenBank genome assembly.
AUGUUUCAAUUAAUUUAUCAAGUAAUAAUCUAUCAAUUAGUCAUUAUAAAAUCGAUAAAUGCUGUAGCUGGUCGAUGUUAUUUAUGUUAUGAGAAUACAUUAGCAGAAUGUUCAGGAAAUUCUGAUUUUCUGCAAUGGUAUACUGAACCAUGUAAUGGUCAAUGUGUAUUUUUUCAAGAGAAUAAUACGGUUGUUAGAGGAUGUUCAUGGACAUAUGGACAUAUGUCAAAGAAAAUUGGUUGGCAUCAAUUAAAUAAAGAAACAACGGCCUAUUUUUGUGAUUCUAAUUUGUGUAAUAGUGGUACCUACGCCGAAUUAUUAACCAAACGAUUUUUAUCGGAAAACCCAUCAUUAGUAGAAAAUAACAACAAUAAUAUUCAGUUUGAUAUUAAUCCUGGCGCAAUUCAAAGUCGUAAAGUAAAGAUGUGUUAUACAUGCACUGCUGAUAUGCCAGGUUGUGGAGAAUUUAUGAAUGUUCAAAAUUUGAAAGUAAAUGUUGAACCAUGUAGUUCAAGUUGUGUCAUAUUUCGAAAUCCGUUGGAUAAUAAUCUUUUACAUCGUGGAUGUGCAACAAAAUGGUCAUAUAUUCAAGCAAAAAAUGGUUUUCAUAAAUUUUUAGGAACAGAUGCAUUUUUUUGCGAGGAAUCUUUGGAAGAGUUUGUUAUGCACAACGAAAGAUUUAUUCUAACGGUCAUGGUUUCAAAAAUCGUUGUCUAUUAUGUUACAGGUAUUUUUCAAAACAAACCUCAAAUCAUGUUCACAUUUCCACCAAUUUAUCCUACGUCAACUACAACCGAACAACCAGUAAUUUCUGUUCCAGAUGAUGAAACUGAAAUUAAUGAGAAUGAAAACAAUUGGACUACUAAUAAUAUCGAUCAGAUCGAUGCACCUUUAGAACAUUUUUUUACACAACAAACUACGAAUACCUCUAUAAUUCCUGUGACAACGACUACCAUUAUUAGUUCUACAGCUUCAGAAGAUCAAUUUGAACCAAAAUUAACAUGGUGGGAUAGAGAGAGUGAAGAAAUUAAGGAAGUAGGCGAUAAUACCUAUUAUUACUAUCAAAUAAACAAUUUUAACAAUAAUCAAACAAUUUUUAACGACGUUGAUCUAUUGAAUCCAUCGAAUAAUCAAAUAAUACCGAUAAUAAACGAUAAUAGUUCAACAUUGGAAACAGUUGUCAGCAAACUUCAAGACAGUGUUGAGGAUGAUGAUGAUGGAGAUUGGUCACUUUUUACCACAAGUACACCAAAGUCCUUAACAGCUCAAUUUGGACAUUUAUUAGAAAUUGAUGAAAUAAAAAAUAAUAGUGAUGGAAACGUCUUUAUUCUUUAUGACGAUAAUGAUCCAUAUUACAAUCUAUCAAAUGUGGAUGAGGAAGAAAAUGAGCUAUCUAUUGUUCUAUCAACAACCACUCCACUUGAUACGUUAAGUCACUUUGACAAUGUAUCCACCACUACUCCCAUCGAUAUUAUGAGCCUAUCUAAAGACAGUACUAAACAAGACAUAGAUCCAUUUGAAUUUACAAAUGUAAUACCUGAAGAAAACGAGCAAAAACAAUCGUCGCUAAAUUAUCCAAACUUUUUAUGGAUGUUAAGUUUAGCAAAUCAUUCUUCAUUAUUAUCAAAUAAUACUCUUUCACGUGAUCCAAAAGGAAAAAUUCAAUCUAAUCUGCGUAAUCAACGACAUCGUUUAUCAACCACCACGACCGUUCCACCGAAACAAUUUUAUCCAACAUUAAAAUGGCUUAAUAUAAAGCCACCCAUUGUACUUAGUUCGGAGUUAAAAAAUAAAACUAAAAAGAAUAAUCAACAAUCAACAUCGACUACUAUUAAAACCAAAUAUCAUUUUCGCUCAACCACUCAAAAAACUCAAACAACAAAAAAAAAAUAUCAUUAUUGUGAAAAUAAAUCCUGUUUGCACGAAGGAAAACUGAAUGCUGAUUGUCUAUGUCUUUGUUUGCCUGCUUAUGGUGGAGAAAAUUGUUUUUAUCUAAUCGGUUUUCAGAAUCAUAGUUCAACUAAAUCUGAUCCGAGAAAACGAGCUCGUACGACAAGUGGUGACACUCAUGACUUUGACAAUGAUCAACCAAAGUCAAAAAAAGUGUUUUCCGAUGGUUUGGAUGAAUCUCUGAUUGGUGACGCAGCCGAUCGUAAUUGGUUAACAACACUAUCCGAACGAGAACGGGAAGCAGAAUUAGCAAAACGGCAUGAACAAAGAGAAAUACUAAACAGAAGAGAAGAAAUUAGUAAACGUUUAAAAUUAAAAGCUGGAGAUACAAAUGUAAUUAGUGAAGAAGAGGGAGAAAUCGAAGACGAUGAAGAUACACAAAAUAAUGAUGGCGAAGAUGGUGAAAACUUAUCUGAUGAACGACGAAGUAAACAUUCAGAUUAUCGUCGAAGAAAUGAAGAUAACACUCAUGACGAUAGUUCUAAUUCGAGUACUGAGGAUACUCGCACUAAAUCCACAUUAAAAUCUUAUGAUAAAAAACCGAUAGCAAUGAACGAUGAUAUUUACGCUGAUGAUGAAGAUGAUCGACCAACAAAUAGACGUCUAGUAAAUAUAACAAAACAAAAAGAAACACAGCAUCGUAAAUUGUUACAACGUUUACAAGAAGAUCGAGAACGAAAAAGAAAAAACGAAGAAAAAUUGAAAAAUCCAUCAUCAAAAUCAAAUGUAUACUUGAGUGAUUCAAGUGAUAAUGAAGAAGAAGGUCGAAAUGAAAACAAAAAAAGUGGUGUGAUAUUGAAAGCAAAUGAAGUUUUUUCAAGUUCAGAUGAAGACAAUGAUGACGCUCGUUCAGAUGAUGAGAGAAAAAAUAAUCGUCUCCGUCGAAGAUCUCGAAGUAGUAGUGAAACAGAAACAUUAGAAAAAGAAUCAAAACGAAAACGUUCAACGUUUAUUAGUACCGCAGAAGAUUUAACCAAAAUGAAAUUAUCAAGAUUUAAGAUGGAGAAAUGGUGUCAUGCUCCAUUUUUUCCCGCUGUAGCUAGAGGAGCAUUUGUUCGAAUCAAUAUUGGACAAAAUGCUGGUAAUCCAGUUUAUCGUAUUGGUGAAAUUCUUGAUGUUGUCGAAACAGCAAAAGUUUAUCAACUUGGAAAUACGCGAACAAACAAAGGACUUCGAUUAAAGCAUGGAUCAAACGAACGUGUAUUUCGGCUUGAAUACGUCUCGAACAGUCAAAUAAGUGAUCAAGAGUUCAAACGAUGGCGUGAAACAUUAAUUAAACAGGGUAUAAAGUUGCCAACAAUGGAAGAUGUUGAAAAUAAACAGAAAACGAUUCAAAAAUAUAAUAAUUAUUCACUUAACGAAAAAGAUAUUGAUAAAAUGGUCCAAGAAAAGCAACGUUUCCGUAAAACACCAAUUAAUUAUGCGGUUAAAAAAUCAUUAUUAUUAAAAGAUAAAGAGAUGGCAAAAGAUGACAAUAAUAUCGAAUUAGUAAAUAAAAUAGAAAAAGACAUACGUGAAAUAGAAGAACGUGCUUCUGAACUGGACAAAAAAAGAAGUGAAAGCAUAUCAGUUAUUAGUCAAAUUAAUCAAAAAAAUCGACGAACUACUCAAAAAAAUGUUGAAUUAGCAUUAAUUAGAGAAGCUCAAGAACAUCGUAAUGCAGCGCCCGAUCCGUUUACUCGACGUCGUUGUGAACCGAUAUUAGUUACAAAAGCUCCUCCAACAAAAGUUAAUUUAAUUCGAGAAUUACAAGAACGACGAGCAGCGGAUGAAUUACGAAAAAAAUUAGAAGAAAAACGAUUAGCUGAUGAAAAAGCUGCUGUACAAAUGGCAUCGACGUUGAAUUUACAUGAAAAUGAUCUAAAUAUGACAACAAUCAAUUCUACAACUACCACGACUACAACAACCAUUAAAGGAGUGAUACCACAAAAGAGUUCCUCAACAUUAAUUGAACGUGGCUCAUUUACAUCGUCGUUCAAUGAUAAUAACAAUGAUGAUAUAUUUGCUUCACAUGAUUUUGAACUGGAUUUUACGAUUAAAGUUCAACAAGAUUAA